Messenger RNA from Limulus polyphemus (Atlantic horseshoe crab), 1107 nucleotides. RefSeq lists its product as uncharacterized. Bases 125 to 625 code for a protein of 166 amino acids. NCBI's taxonomy places the organism in Eukaryota, Metazoa, Arthropoda, Merostomata, Xiphosura, Limulidae. The transcript has 2 exons. The record is from RefSeq and is a predicted model, not a curated record.
UGUUGCACUCCCACCAGUCUGCAGUUAUCCCAGCGAAAUCCAGAAUCACGAGGUCUUUAAGCAAACCGUCGGCCAGAUCGAGAUCCGUACAUUUGGCCAGGUUUGACACCACCAAACAAGAACCAUGACUAUACCAACAUUGGUACUCUUCACCACUCUGUGGUUAGUAUAUUUCUCUCCAUGCAAUGGACUGCACUCUUCGUUGGAUAAGCAACAUUUGGAGACGUCUUCUACAGUGGCGCCAUAUUGGUACUCCAUGAUGAAAAAGCUACAUUUUAUAGGAAACAGCCCAGAGCUUCCGGAAGACCAUAUCAACGACGUUGACAAGCAGCUAGACGGCCAAGACUAUCGUCCCCUGCUGACCGGAUCCGGACGUUUGGUAAGUAUGAAACGAAGCUCUGAACUGCAGAAUAACCGAAAUAGACAGCUUUUGAAAUUGUUAAACCCAGAUCCAAUGAACUUGAGCAACGCAGCACGGUUCAAUUCUUUCUUGGAUGUUGACUAUGAUACCCGCCAAAGGCGAAAGUUCCCGGAAGUGGACUCUCGAGGCUUUGACGAAGAUAUAUUCGAUGAAGGUUUUGGCGAAUGGUCACCUAUGAAGAGAUCAAGCAAAAUAGUUGUAUAAAAUAUAUUUGAACUCUCUGGUACGUCUAAUCCUAGCAUAUACAUUCACGUAAAUCUUUGCACCAUAGAUAACUUUGAACUUAACUUAAGAUAAGGAAAUACACACACAUAUAAAUAUAUAUAUAUAUAUAUAUUACUUGCCUUCCUUAAUUAACACCGUACAAGUAACAACCGCAUUAAUUGAAAUUAUACUUAAGUUAUAACAAUGGCUUAAAUGUAAUUUGAACCGAUGCGAAAAGAAAAAAUAAUAGCAGUAUAAAGUAAUACUGCUGAUCUAUGGGAUCUGGUUCCCAAUUAACAAACUACAAUCCACGUAACAUACUGCCCAUUGUUAAAAACCUGUAUAAUUUAGUAAAAUGUAUAAAUUAAUAAAUCAGUGGUGAAAUAAAGAAGAUAAAAGCAACUUGUCUGUAGCUUUCAUAAUUGUACAGUUUGUUUUGGAUACUCGUGUAAAGCUACACAAAAACCCUCGACCCUAAUACU